This is a messenger RNA of Dromiciops gliroides (monito del monte), 792 nucleotides long. Its product is annotated as poly [ADP-ribose] polymerase tankyrase-1-like. Bases 1 to 792 code for a protein of 263 amino acids. The transcript has 3 exons. Lineage: Eukaryota; Metazoa; Chordata; Mammalia; Microbiotheria; Microbiotheriidae. The record is from RefSeq and is a predicted model, not a curated record.
AUGUUUUGCAACUUUGGGAAGUUCCUCCCCCUUUCCUUCCCUCCCUCGGGCUUCCCCCGGCCCCCUCCUCUUCCAGCCCUGUCCCCCGGCCCGGCCCAGUCCGGGGCCCCGCCUCCCCUGCCCCUCCCCCUCCGCCUCCUUCCGCUCGCGGCACCGCCCCCUGCCCUUCGCAUCUCCUCCUCCCAGGGGGUGUCUCUCGGAGACCCGCCGGCACGCCCCCGGCGCCCUCCCCGUCGGGCUUCCCGGUGCCCUCUCGCUGCGUGCAGGACUCAGCUCCUCCGCCCCUGUAGGCGGGGCGCCGGGGCUCUGCGCCUGGUCAGUUUCUUCUCGGGGGCCACAGCCCCGCCCUCUCCCGCCUUGCUCUCCCCUUGUCCCCGAGGCUCCGAAGCCCCUGCUACUGAGCGGAACCCCACCCCGCGUUGGGCCGUAGCUGCGGACCGGAUCCCUGCGGCCUCCGCGAUCUCCUCUGCCCCCCGCCCCCCGGCCGUGUCCGAGGCCUCGCACUGCCCGCUCGGACCCCGCCUGGGGCGACGGGGAAAGGGGUUGGGCACGGGACAGGUCAGCUACCGCCACUCGGGGGACCUCGGCAUCCGGCUGGUGCAGAGGGCUGAGGCGGCUGGGGAGUGGGUUUCAAUAAAUAUCAAGCCGGGCAAACGAGCGGUGCGGGAGGCGGAGGAGGCCCCGGGCGCGCGUGGUGCGUGGUGGUGUGUGCGUGGGGUCCCUGAAGUGAGGGCCAGUGUUUGGUCUGGGAGGGGGCAGCCCAGAGGGGCCGCGGUCUCCCUCUCCCCUUGA